Eremothecium gossypii ATCC 10895 is the source of this 1224-nucleotide messenger RNA. RefSeq names its product transcription factor IIF subunit TFG2 (gene TFG2). Lineage: Eukaryota; Fungi; Ascomycota; Saccharomycetes; Saccharomycetales; Saccharomycetaceae. The coding region runs from base 1 to 1224 and encodes 407 amino acids. The transcript has a single exon. The record is from RefSeq and is marked provisional. Gene Ontology annotation, biological process: transcription by RNA polymerase II; transcription initiation at RNA polymerase II promoter. Gene Ontology annotation, cellular component: transcription factor TFIIF complex.
AUGAGCAUAUUAAACAGAAGAAGCGACAGCGGUGCUCAGGGGAGUAGCCAAGGGAAAACGACGGCCGUGGCUGGUCACGACUCAGGGGACGAGUACUUGUCGCAGGGCGAAGAGGUAUUUGACGGUAACGACAUAGAGAACAAUGAACGCAAGAUAUACGAGGAGUCACUUGACCUCGACCUAUCAACUAGCGACCGGCGCAUCUGGCUUGUGCGCCUGCCGAAGUUCUUGGCGGAGAAAUGGCGGGACCCUCGCAACCUCAAUGGCCAGGAGCUGGGCAAGAUCAGAAUCAACAAGCGGGAUCAGUCCAUCCAGCUGCUGCUGAACGAGGACAAGGAGAACGCGGAAAUUCCGCACGAGUACGACCUGGAGCUGACCAAAAAGCAGGUGCAGAACGAGUACAUAUUCACCGAGCAAAACCUAAAGAAAUACCAGCAACGGGAACAGGAGCUUGCAGCAGACCCUGAGAAGCAGAAACAGGCGUUCCUGCGGAAACAAGAGCGCGAGGAAGAGCUCAAGAAACGCCAGCAACAGAUGCGCCGCCGCUAUAACAGCAAGAAGAAGUUCCAGAAUCGUGUGAUGACGGACCGCGACGGGCGCGACCGGUACAUUCCGUACGUGAAGACCAUUCCGAAGAAGACUGCCGUCACAGGUACUGUAUGCCACGAGUGCCAGCUCAUCCCCUCCAUCGAUGACCCGAACUACCACAAGAUCGUCGAACAGCGGCGCCAAAUCGUCCGCAACAUCCACAAACCAACCGUCACAGUGCUCGACGAGACCCCUGGUGUUACGAUGAGCAACGCUGGUCUGUCCAUGCGCUCUGACACCUCAAAGUUCCUCAAGGUUGGUAAGGAACGUAAGAACAACCAGCGUGCCAUCCGGAUGCCGAAGAAAGAGCUGCUGGACUACCUCUUCAAACUGUUUGACGAGUACGACUACUGGUCCCUGAAAGGCCUGAAGGAGCGUACCCGCCAGCCAGAGGCCUAUUUGAAGGAAUCGCUGGAUCAGGUGGCUCUACUUGUCAAAAAGGGUCCGUACGCGCUCAAGUACACUCUAAAGACUGAGUACAAAAAGCUAAAGGAAGCCGAGCGCUCUGCGCGGUUAGGCGAGCUUGCGGGAGCAGACGACCAAGAUGGCGGCUCGCCAGACGGCUCUGGUCAUCCGCGGAACCAGGAUGAGCAGGAUGAGGGCGAGGAGGAUGUCGAGAUGGAGGAUAUAUUGUGA